CUUCUCCUCCUCCUCCGCCCUCGUCCUGCUCGGGGAUUGUUGUUCGCGGCGCAUCUUGGACUUCUCUGGCUCUCGGAGGAGGCCGUCCAGGGCAAGCGGAGUUUCUCCUCCUCUGUGUACACACCUCAGCGCCCCGUGUGUUUGUGUGUGUGUGUGUGUGUGUGUGUGUGAGAGAGAGAGAGGGAGAGAGAGAGCGCCUUGUGAGUGAGUCACUAGCGGGAGCCGCUGCAAGCGAGCAGAGAGGAAAGAGCCCCGCAGCACUCACUGCCCCAAUGCCGCCGCUGCCUUAACUAGCUGAGGAAGGGAAGAGAAUAUGGCAUGCAGCUGCAUUCAAAUACAAAGCAAGAAGAACUGCAGUAUAUUGACCCACUGAAUAUUACAAUGAGCAGUACUGGAACUAGCCCAAUGUCAGGUGGUCCAUCAAGCAGUGGAAGAGGGAGUGGGAAGUCAACAAACUUUACUCUUGAACUGCAGAGUAUGAUGUUUUCUUUAGGAGAUGCUCGGAGGCCUCUACACGAAUCAGCAGUAUUGGUGGAAGAUAUAGUCCAUACCCAGCUGAUUAAUUUGUUGCAGCAAGCCUCUGAGGUCUCUCAGAUGAGAGGAGCCAGAGUCAUCUCCGCAGAAGAUCUUAUCUUUUUGAUGCGUAAGGAUAAGAAAAAGCUUAGAAGGCUGCUGAAAUACAUGUUUUUCCGUGACUACAAAUCUAAAAUUGUCAAAGGCAUUGAAGAGGAUGAUCUUCUUGAAGAUAAACUCAGCAGCAGCACCAACAAACGUCAGAAAAUUGCUCAAGACUUUCUUAUCUCUAUUGAUCAGACUGGGGAACUCUUAGCCCUGUUUGAAGAUGAUGAGAUUGAUGAUGUAAAACAAGAGAGAAUGGAGAGGGCAGAAAGGCAAGCACGAAUGAUGGACUCAACACAAUAUGCAGAAUUCUGUGAAAGUCGUCAACUAAGCUUUGCCAAGAAAGCAUCCAAAUUCCGGGACUGGUUGGACUGUAGCAGCAUGGAAAUAAAACCCAAUGCAGUUGCCAUGGAAAUUUUAGCUUAUUUAGCCUAUGAGACUGUGGCACAGUUGGUGGAUCUAGCCCUUUUGGUCAAGCAGGACAUGACUAGCAAAGCUGGGGACCCUUUUAGCCAUGCAAUAUCUGCUACUUUCAUUCAGUAUCACAGUUCUGCUGAGAUGCAUGUUUUAGGACAGACUGCAAGUGUAAAGACCAGCCCAGAAUCUCCUGAAAAUACACCACCCGCAACACCCAACCCUCCAUCAGCAGGUCCACAGCAUAUUGGGAAAAUUCCAUCCGGAACCAUAGGAAAUGGCAGCAUUGGACAAGAUUCCUCCAAAAUCAAACAACGAAAGAGGAAAAAAAGUACGGCAGCUUGUGGCCCAGAGGCCCAGAGUGAUGCCAUCCAGCCUGCCCACAUCAGAGAGGCCAUUCGACGCUAUGGCAACAAGAUUGGGCCCCUUUCGCCAUUCUCAAGUGCCUACCGCAGAAAUGGGAUGACUUUUCUUGCUUGCUAAUGUGGAUGUGGCUACAGCAACAGGAAAGACAGUGUUACAUCAAGGUGAUUCCCAUCCUCCCAUCCCUUCAUUGAGGGGCAAAAAUAAAUGUUAAGAAACCCCAACCAUCUGAAUGUGUACUUUUCAGUAGGCUGGCUUGUUGUGACUAUAUGAGCCAGCUGACUGUCUCUUUUUCCAACCUUCUCAAUUGUAACUUUUGUCUUCUAAACAUAACAUUGGGCUAAUUAAUAGCAGGAAGUUUGGCACAUUGUGUAGGUGGAUGGGAAUGCAGUCCACAUGAUGUUGGACAUUUUACUGCAAUGUCAGCCCACCUUUCUAAACUUAAAUGUUCUAAGAUUGUUAUUAUAAUGUAUGUUUUUGUUGUUCUUAAUUUUAGUUGAUUUCCAUCUCAACUUUCAUAAAAGUGGUCAGAUAGAAGUCUCCACAUUGAUGAUUUAUUUUCUGUGUAUUAAACUGCAACAAAUUGUGUUUCCUUGUUUCAUAAUCAUUAAAAUAUUUUUGUAGGGUGAUGAUUGGUGAAUUUUUGUUAAACUGGGCUUAUAAAGUUCACCGCCGUUCAAUGUAAUUUGAAAAUGACAUGCAUUCUAUGAGUUUUGAGCUAUCCUUAAUAUAAAAUGGUAGUUUAGCUCUGAUUUUGCUGGACAACCAUCACCCCUUAGUUGUCAUCUACAAUAUGGAAAUAAUAGUAGGGGUCUUUACUGUGUUUUUGGUAAGGAAAUAAUUAAAAAAAAUUCUAUCAGAGUAUUGUUACUGCAUUAUGAGAUAUUAACUACUAAAUAAAUCCACCUAUAAGACUAAAGCACCCACUCAAAGUAGCUAAUACCAUACAAAAGCAAGUCAGUCUGGUGCUCCUCUGUGUUGAGUGUGCUUGGAUUGUUUAUAAUUUAUUUAUUAUUGGAUUUUUAUCCCGCCCUUCUAGACAGGAGUCUACUCAGGGUGGCUCACAA
Molecule: messenger RNA, 2462 nt
Organism: Pogona vitticeps (central bearded dragon)
Lineage: Eukaryota; Metazoa; Chordata; Lepidosauria; Squamata; Agamidae
Source: RefSeq, a predicted model, not a curated record